Molecule: messenger RNA, 6353 nt
Organism: Toxoplasma gondii ME49
Lineage: Eukaryota; Apicomplexa; Conoidasida; Eucoccidiorida; Sarcocystidae
Exons: 11
Coding region: 1497-5375 (1292 amino acids)
Source: RefSeq, a predicted model, not a curated record
GCGACUCGCUGGGGACGCUGCCCGUCACGGAUUUCUUCAUCGCUUGUCUGCGCAAUUGCCUCGUCGAGCGACGGCGGGGCCGCAUGCCCUGAAGCACGAUCGCUAGGUCAAGUUUCCGCCGUCCUUGUGGGCACCCUCCGCAUCUUUUCGCAGCUUUUCUGGCCGCUGAGCGCGAGGUCGUCUGUAAAUUUCCGUGGCGUUCUGAGCCGUCCUGAAGACUCGCAAGCGAUUCACGCAAAGAGCGCGCUGUCGUCUGCGUUCGAAGACGCGUUUCCCGAAACUCGGCCCGUCCAAGAGUUUCGUGUCUUUCCGAGAAGACGGCCUCGUUGCAAGGAACAGCUGGCAAGACCCCGCGGAAAAGUCACGGGAAACUCGCGGAAAACAUCGCCACCACAACCCAUACCCUCCAGCUGUCUCGCGCGGGCGUCUGUGCACCUCGACCGUCCACGCGCGUCCAGAGUUUCUUGUUCCACCCUCCGCUGAUGCGUUCCCUGCCAUCUUUUGUUCCUCGUUCGCCUGACCUCUCUCUGGCAGCAGUGUCGGCGGUGAGUGGGCGCGGACCCUCCACACCACAGCGGAAGUCCCCCGCGGUCCUGGCACCGCUCUGCUGCUUCUGGUCUGAACUUGGUCUUUCGCGUUUCCUCGCGCGUCGCACUUCCCGCUUGGUAUUCCACUCUGCUAUGACACACACUCUGCCUCUGCCGGCAUCCGUCCAAACCGCGAGAAGACGCCUGAAUUCCCGGCCGGACGCCGCCGGUCGCGAAUGUUUUUUUUCUCCGCCAGCCACGAGGUGCAUGCAGGAACGUCCGCGUGGAUGUGUGUGCGAGUCUUUGUCGAUUUCCUCAUACGUCCAAAAAGGAUCCGCCGAGAAAGCCGCGCCAACGACGCAACACACACUCUGUCUUCGCGCUGUCGCGCCCUUCGUCCGCAUACACAUACGGUGAAUGCGGCGGCCCCGACAGAGUCGCCAGGGCUCCCCAAUACCGCAGUUCUCUGAACGCUCGCUCGGUGGCUUCUCGCUUCUUCCUCUUUGAUCGAGAGCCGGAACUCGGAGCCGUAAAUGGAUCCCUCAGGAACGGCUUCUGUACACAGCGGCCCAGCUGCAGCGAGACCCUCCGCACUCUGCGGACGGACAGGAGCUUCCCCGGGGAUUUGCUCCCUCACACCACCCCGAAGUCGAAACGCUCGUUUCUUAACGACGAGGCGUUUUCCAUGAGCGACGCUUUUGGUUCUCCAACUCACAAAGACGGUCCCUCUCUCUGUUCUCUGUUGUUCUAGGAGAAGAUUUCGGACUCCAAUUUGAAGUCGACGUCGUUCGCCCGCGGCCUCUGUCGUUGCAGCUUGACCAGCACUGCGUAACUCUUUUUCCCUGUGUCUGCACUCGGAUUUAACUCGUGGAGUGAGACCUCUUGCGCUCGAUUCACAGCUCUCAGUGGCUCCGCUCGACUCAGACACGGGGGACGUUCGGUUCUAUCUCUGAGGGCCGUCUCCGUUUCAUGGGAGUUCUGCGCGACGCGCCUGCGCGCCUGGAACUCCUCGUUUUCUCUGCAUUUCCAAGCCGGAGGCGUCUCGUCUUCCUCACCGACCUGCUUUUUCGGCCUUCGAAAGUCUCAGAAGUCGCCGAAGCUCUCCUGAUUCUCCUGUCCUCUUCUUCUGACGGCUGCUUCUUCUCGCUCUGCUUCUCUUCGGUCGGGGAAGCUGUCUCUCCUUCUUCCUCGGCUUCGGUGGAUUGUUCCUUCCCUGUUCUUCUGCACUUCAGGAUGGCGCCGGCGGCGAGUGGCGGGUCGCCGCAGACGCGCAGCGGAUCUCGACGCUCCAGUGCGCUAACCGCGUACAGUCAGGUUCUUCCUCGGCGUCAGCCGCGGCGAUCCCCCUUCGUUUCUGCCGACGAGAGCGAGAAGCCGCGCAGAAAGCCGAGCUCGGCGCAGGCAGGCGCGCAAGGCGAAGUCGCUUCGCCAGCUGAAGAGACGACCGCGUCAACAGAGUUCGUCGCGUCUGCACCCUCUUCUGCAUGCCAGUCUGACGCGGACUCGGUGACCGCAGGCGGGGAGACAGGCGCGAAGAGACUGGCCGGCGCUUCCAGUGGACGGCCGGAGACUUUCUGGUCGCCGAUGAUGGGUCCUGAGAGUGUCGGAGGCGAGAGAGGCCGUCAAGAAGACGACUGUUUGCGGCUUUCUUUCUCGGUGGACAGCUCAUGUUCAGACGCCUCAGGCAUCUGGAGUUCCAGCGACGGAUUUCUGCCGCCUGCAAUGUCGGAGCCACAGUACACGUUCGCGUCUCUGCCUUCCUCGGACUCGUUGGCUGGCGGCCUCGGCGCUUCCUCUGUCGCUUCCUGCACCUCGUCUUCUGCGUCUUCGUCUACCCCCUCGACGGACGUCUCUCGCCAGGCCUCUGGGGACCUUUCCGUCAGCGUCUCCCGGAAAGAGGAGACGCGCCGGCGUCUCGACGCUUCCCCCAGCUGGCCGCCGGCGACCGACUGGCGCUUGUCCCUGUCCCAGCGCGUCGUCCACACCCCAGCAAAGGCUGUCUCCGCCGGGAGCCUCCCAGCCAGAGCAGAAAGCGCCGCUGGUGUGUGUACACCGCAGAAGAGGGUGAAACCGAAGCGUCGCGCGCGGUCAGUUCGGGCAUGUCCUCUGGCGCUGGGCCGCAGACGGAUUCCGACGAAGCCGACCUUGACGAGUGUUGAGUCGAGUCUCCUCUACAAGUACCGCGCGCCGGCCGGCCCGGGCAUUCAGGUGCCAGCGCUCAGACUCGAGUCCGCGCCGACAAAGUUGAGUAACUGGCAGUUCUCUUGGCAAGAACUCCUCUGCUACAAUCCGCGAGCGUACAGCGCUACUCCGCUCUUUGAAGAAAACUACCUCGUCAUGCGCGCGGGCGUCGAGAACUUCCUCACCCCCAUGACAGACCUCGUCUUCGUGGAUCGAAACUCCGCGCAUCUCAGUCCCGCCUACGUUUACCAUGCGUACUUGAUCCCUCCCGUCUGUCCCCAUGAGUAUCAUUUGGCAGCCUGCAUUCAGUGCUACACGAGCGACGACAGCUGGUUGAGUCGAGGCGCGUGGAGGCGCGUCUGCCAGCCGAACGGACGGGCGGAGACUCUGCGGCCGACAAAUCCUCUUGUGCUUCCCUUUCGUCCCUCAGAGAGUCCGGAGGAGAAGACGCAAUUCCACUUUCAGUUUCAGCGAAAAGCCUGCCAUCCGCUCUACCAAGACGCGGCGCCAGGCGCGGGAGGCCGUGCGUCCGCCGUCGGCCAGAACCGCAAGCUGCCGCUGCAUCUGUGGAUUCUUCUUGGCGGCAAAGACAUGCAGGCUCUCGACGGGAUUGUGUUGGCGUGGAAGUUUCUGCGCUUCGCGUCGGAGAUCCCACCGAGCGAGUUCGUCGAAGGCCCCGGUGAAGCUACUGCGGGUGUUUCGGAAGCCGCUGCAGAACUGCCAACGGGCGCGCUCUUCUGGGGAGAAAGCCGAUGUUCUGGACAGAAGCAGUACUUCCAAUAUCACUCUGCGGGAAGACAUCCUUCGCAAGACCAGACUUGCGAGUCGGCAGGCGACUCUUCAAAAGCCACAGGUCGUUCCUUCUCUCCGUUUGGACCCUUUCUGUAUGACAUGGACGGUGUGUCGGAGGACAAGAAGUAUCGUCUGUCGUUUUUGAUGGUGGACAUUCCUGGGUACGGCAAUUCUUCUGGCCACCCUGCGCCGGAGACUGUUCGCAGCAGCGUUCUGCAGGCGGUGAAACAUGCGCUGAUGGAGCUCGUGGACCACCACGGAGAAGAGAGCAUCGUCGUCAACAUUCUCGGCUACUCUCUGGGGUGCGCCGUCGCUCUCGCGCUCGCUGCCGACCUCGCCGAGAGCCUGCACAGGGAUCUUUCGUUCGCUUGCGUUCGUCCGCGGGUUGCGACGCAGACCGCCUGCAGCGCCAAAAAGAUCGCGACGGCAGCUGCGGCCUGGGAAGAACGCAUGCGCAACGCGACUUGGGAGGAGGCGCCUCCCGGCAGCGAGAAAGCGGGGAAGCCAAGAGUGCACUCGGGAGUUGCGUUCGACCAGGACAACCUGACUCUGCGGGAUACAUGUAACGUGACUCUAAACGAAGAAGGAACUUGCGUCGUUCCGCUGGACGCAGCUUACAUGGGGGACCUCGAAAAGCCGGACGGCCUCCGACUCGCGAUCAACCGUUUGAUACUUCUCGCGCCGUUCACUUCGAUCCAGGCGAUGGCGUCGCGUGUGGCGGCGGCGACUGUGGGGGGCGGGGGGUUCAUCAGUCGCGCGGCGAGUGCCCUCGUGAGCCGCCAAAUCAACUGGGACAACGAAGCCUCGAUGAAGCGUCUCUUCGAAUUCAUGGGCAAAAUCAAGAAAACCUCCCAGUCGGACGUCUUCCGCAACUUUCGGCUGUACAUUCAGCACGGAGACAAAGACAGCGUGAUUCCGUGGACUAUGGGUUUUGAACUCUUCACACUUGCCAAGUCUCUCCGGUCGGCUCACAACAUGCCACACAUUCCUCUUAAGUUUUCCAAGCUCUCUGGCGAGACCCAUGCAACUGUCCUCUCUGGGCCAAGUGAGCUGCCGCUGCUCGAGAGUUGCUUCUCGCCGUAUCGCCUGCAUCCGGCGGCGCCCCUGGCUCUCUUGAAAUUCUACUCGCGCCUGACGCGCCUCCCGAGCGCAGGGUCUCGGCGCAGCGCGAUGCUGCCUGGGGUCUACGGCCGCGCCGGCUUGGUCCGUGUGCCGGUGGUUUCCGGUCUGCCCUCGAAGACGAUCGUCGCUCGGCAAAACACUGUACCGACUUUCUCUUCUCUUGUGCCGCCCCUCGCGCGCUCAACUUCGCUGCUUGUCCGCACCUCCCAGGGGACGGCUGUCACCGCGCCUCGGCCGGGCGCGGCGUCUGAGCGUCGCCUGCGCCACUCGACAAGCGACGGUUUCCUUGUUCCUCAAGGCUUCGGAAAUCCACACGGCACCGGUUCUCCAGAGGUCUCUUCCGCGCCCCGUAACGACCCAGUGACGAGUGUUCGUGAAGUGGGGUAUACGGCCGGCGAUGUUCAGCAUUCGUACUCUCCCGUCUCUCUGGCGCAUGCGUUUUCGCGAGCUGCCUCGGGGCCGUUGCCUUCGUACGCCUCAGAGUUGACUGUCCCUCUGGCGCCUGCGGGCGGCUCGACCUCGAGUGUCUCCGGAGGUCACCCGUUGCCUCCGGUACCUUCCUUUAGUCGGUCCAACACCGCAUUCGCGGCGUCUUCCACGAGGUCUGCUCAGACGCAUCACGAGCUAGGGUCGCACAAGCCGCCAGUGCCUCCAAGCAAGCCAGGGUGUCUCGAGCGCACGGGCGUGACUGUCCGUAGCGCCUCUCUGACUCCCGUAGGUUCGCACUUGAACGGGGGCUUUGUCGGAAAUUGAUCGCGACGCCUCGCGCAGGAGUCCAUGGUAUAAAGGCCAGUUGGAGUGGCCGUGAGAAGCAGCGCACUGUUGAGUUGGAGGGGAAGGUCCCUCGGGGCGCGCGAGAGCAGCAGGGAAGAAGGUAAGGCAACUCGCUGGAGAAGGGGAGGCAGGAAAGAGUGGGAAACAACGGAAGAGGUUUUGCUAGCUACGCUUCACAUGGAGAUCUGUUUGACUGGGGAUCUCUGGAGCUGUGGGGACAGCAGGGUGACGGCAACUUUUUGAAGUGAAGGAUUCUUUAAGCUUCCUUCCAAUGUGAACAGAAGCGUGUAGAAGAGAAUCGUAUUUGAAGACGAUGUUCCCAAACACACGCAAAGGGCGACGCGUCCUUGCUACCGCUUGCUUAUUUCUAGAGACUCAACAACCACAUUUAGAAUGUGUACUUGUCACUGUGCCUCCUGCGGAAUAACUGUACAAAUGUGCAUACACGGAAACGACCAGUUCGUGCAUUCCGUCUUUCUCGCGAGGUACAGAACAUGUCCGACGGACAAAGGGAUUCCCGGGGAAAAGAGUUCCUGCAGGUGUUUAACGUGAUUGGGGACGGAGGGCGCUUCACUGAAAAGGGGGCACAACGGGUCAAAAGAAUUGUGAACAGGUGAACCCCGUUAAAAAGGCGUUGGCUUGGAACAGGCCUGGUACGACAGGGCCCGGGCAGGGAGAAGCCAUUCCACAUUUGGUAUCCGAGUUGAAGAGGCAGCGAAUUCCGUUUGUGUUUUUCUUGCAUUUGAAAACGACAAAGGCCGGAGGUGUGAGGUCACCCGUUGUACCUGGCUGUGGAUCGCGCGUCGUGCCUCAGGCUGUAUGCGCGAAAAAAGUUCGAAAGCACGGCACAAGGUUUUACCGUGCUUUCGUAGCGUGUUCGACCCGUUGUCAACAGAAUGCGUGUUUGUUGCUUGGAAAUGAAAUGAGGGAUACCCUUCGAUUCACAAACGUGUAGCA